UCAUUUUUACUCAGAAUUUCACAGGCAAUAUUUCACUUUGUGUUUUUUAUUAUUGUUUUCUUGGGACCUGUUAUUUAUAAUGUCUCAAAAGAUUUUCUGAAUGUUUUUUUACAUUUAAAAACAGCGCAGGUGUGAAAAAGUUCGCAUAGACUACUCUACAAAUACAAACAAAGUAUUAACAAUACAAUGGAGUCGGGGCCAAGCUCUGGCAAUACUCUUGCCUCAGAGUAUGCAUUGCGUGUGGCGUUGCAAACAAUGAAGGAGCGUUGCCUGGUACUUCAGCGACGCCUGGCUGUAUUGGAUCAAGAUAAUCAAGAACUACGGGAAAGCAUUGAGGCAGGUAAAACGACAUCGAUAGCACAGAACAGUAAUGGCCCCACAGCUGCCGUUGCGAAUGAGCUGAUGGUAUUGCGUAUGCAUGUUUUGGAAUUAAGUCGUCAAAAGCAACAAUUAAGCGAAAGCAUAAACAUGGUUUCAAACGAAAACCGAAAGCUCUGGUCGCGACUCUCCCAAAUAGCCAAAGAUAAUAAUUGGCGUGCCGCAAAGGAGGCAUAUAUAGCGGGAGUCGAGGGCGAACAAGAUGACUUGCAAACAAGCCCACAAAAUGGUGGUGGUGCUAGUCAAAAUCUUAUACGUUCCAAAACAUUUACACAACACUCGCCCAAUCCUAAUUUACGCCACAAGCUAAUACCAAAUGGCUCCGAACUAAGCAUGGAAGAAGUUGCCUUAGAUGGCUACGAGCAAAACGUCGAAGUAGUCGAAGACAAAAAUGGUUAUGGAACAACCGCAGAUAGUGAAUUAGGGUUUGCUUUCCUGAAUGUUGACGAUGGUGCUAACGAGGCAGGCAAUAACGACGAUGCAGACUUAGAUCCUGUAGCUAAGAAAUGCAUGGAAGGUUUACAAGAAAUGCAACGGGAGGCAAUUAAACAACAACAAGCACUUAUUGCGCUUGAGAGUAAAUUGGCUCUUCAGCCGUGCACAGAUUGUGCAAAGAAAUCAAAGAAACCAGAAACUGCUGACAAAAGCCUUGAAACGGAUGAAAGCCUCAGCGAAGCAUUGCAAGUGAAUAAAAAACUAGAGGACAAAGGCGUAAAAGCAUGGCCGGGCUAUAAUGAAUCUGAAGAAGUAUAUUCUUGUUCCAAUGAUACAGAGGAAGAAACCUUCUUGGGUGUAGAUGGAUAUUAUGAUAAAGUACAGGACGUAUGUAAUAUCGAAUCUGCUGAUCGUUUGUGUCCAUUGUGUGGAAGGAAAUUUGACCACACUGUGCCGUGGGAGCAGUUCCAGCAGCACGUCGAAGCUCAUUUCACCGGGAGGGACAUUGAGUUCUGACAAAACCCAAAAAUAUAUUUUUCUUCGGAGUUGUGAGACGAAGAAUUAUUUAAUGAGGUUAUAUUGUGUGCUUGUGACUAGUUACCUAUAAUGGACUGAUUUUGUUGAAGAAAAUUCAUGUUUAGUAAAUAGAAAAGUUAUGGUGAGUUGUGUAUACAUUAACGGAACAGUUAUGUAUGUAGUUUUUUUUUGGUUUUUUUUUUUUUG
Messenger RNA from Anastrepha obliqua, 1536 nucleotides. It is a transcript of the gene spn-F, whose product is annotated as protein spindle-F. NCBI's taxonomy places the organism in Eukaryota, Metazoa, Arthropoda, Insecta, Diptera, Tephritidae. Bases 187 to 1329 code for a protein of 380 amino acids. The record is from RefSeq and is a predicted model, not a curated record. The transcript is spliced from 2 exons.